Leptinotarsa decemlineata (Colorado potato beetle) is the source of this 2590-nucleotide messenger RNA. It is a transcript of the gene sra, whose product is annotated as RRM_RCAN_like domain containing protein Sra. Gene Ontology annotation, biological process: calcium-mediated signaling. Gene Ontology annotation, molecular function: nucleic acid binding; calcium-dependent protein serine/threonine phosphatase regulator activity. The record is from RefSeq and is a predicted model, not a curated record. NCBI's taxonomy places the organism in Eukaryota, Metazoa, Arthropoda, Insecta, Coleoptera, Chrysomelidae. Gene Ontology annotation, cellular component: nucleus; cytoplasm.
GUUUUUGAUUAUUGUAGGUGUUUUAUGAAAAUAUUUUUUCCAAAAAUUCAAAUUGUUUCCUUGAAAAAAAUCAUGCAGUAUUGAUUACGAGUUCUGAGUUUGUUAGAAAAUAGAUAUUUUUCUCCGACAUUCGUCUAUACUAAGGAAUAGUCCAAGCUUUGCAAUAUUUUGUUUAAUUAAGCAGAAAUGGCAGAUAGCAAUGGUGAAUUGAAUGAUGAAGACAUCAUUAUUAAUGAUCAGGACGGUCUUCCAAAUGUACAUCCGAAUUUGAUACCAGAGGCCGAAAUUGACAGUCCUGAACACCAAACAGAUGACGAAUUUGAGGACUUGCCUUCUUCACUAAUAGUCACAAACAUAAAUGACUCUGUGUUUACAUCCCAAGCCAAAAAGCAUGAAAUGGAAGAUCUCUUCAAAAAUUUUGAUCCAGACGUAACGUUCCAAUGGCUAAGGAGUUUUCACAGACUUCGAGUAAACUUUCAGACUCCUUUCGCAGCUGCCAGCGCUCGAAUCCAGCUACAUCAGUACAAAAUUAACGAUUCCGUGAUCACAUGCUACUUUGCACAGCCUGUUACACCUGUGAGAAAUCCAAAUUUACAACCACCUGCACCUUACAAACAGUUUCUGAUAUCUCCUCCUGCUUCUCCACCUUUAGACUGGGAGCCUCGCCCUGAAGGGGAACCUAUCAUCAAUCACGAUUUGUUGGCUGCUUUGGCUACCCUUACUCCAGGAGGUACCCACGAAUUACAUCCACCUUCUCCUGGACAACCAGCUAUAGUGGUUCAUACUGCUUUCGGAGUAAAUAACUCUGGUCCAAAACCACGGGUUUCGCAAACAGCUUGUCCUGAGAGAAGUUAAUUUCUACUUGUUGGUAUGUAAAUAAAUAGGGAGUUAGUUACUUAAUUUGGAUUCAUGCAGCAGCAGUUGACAGUUUACAAAUAUACAUUGAAAAUGAUUUUCCCUGUUGGAAUUUUGGGCAAUACAUGUUUGAAAAAAGUAUAAUACAAAAUAGUGUAUUUUUUAAGAACCAGUUUGUAAAAUACAAUUUGUUUAUUGAUAACUGAUGCUGAAUAAAUCCUCUGUUGCUUUAGUCAAAAUCCAAAGUUUAUAUUCCUUGGCUAAACAAAAUAUAUAUUACCAAAGGGUUUCAUAGUUUCUGAAAUAUUGUUUGUAAACAUAAUGGUGUCAAAAAGAUUGAUUAUAUUAGUGCAAGGAGAAGUGUUUGGCAGUUAGAUUUUCAUCAGAUUCAUUUACACUAGGAAAACAAAUUUCAAAAUUAUUAAUUUUUGAAUGAGAUGUGGGUAAUUUCAACGUUGUCAUUUAAGAAUUAUAAAUUAAUCAGUUCUCUCCUAAUUGAAAUGAACUCGAAACUGAAGUUGUUCUUGCCUAUUUAUACGCUGCUGUAGAUGUGGUGUGGAAAAUCCUGAUUGAUCGACAGUGUGCAUGGUUGGUGGGAUAUGUCACGAAUUGGUCAAGUUCUUCAUGUCCAUGAGGCUAAAUGAUGAAAAUGUCGAUAUAUCUUUACCAUAAUUUGGGUUUCAUAGGGGCGUUGUUCAGGGUCUUGCUUUCGAAAUAGCCCAUGAAUAGGUUGGAGAUGACAGGUGAUAAAGCAGAACCCAUUGGUGCACCCUCUAUCUGUAUAUAAAAUCUGUUGUUGAAACUGAAAUAUGUGUUUUUUCAAGCAGUGGUCCGAGAGUUCGAUAAUGUGAGCUGGUAGGUCGUUCAUGGCUAUCUGGUUUAGUGCUUCAUUUAUUGGUACGUUGGAGUACUAAGAUAUGUCCAAACUGGCACAUAUAUUGUUUGUGUACAAUGUGAUGUUUUUUAUGAGUCUGAUUAAAUGCUCUGAGUUUUUGACAUAUGAUUGAUAGAUAGAUAGAUAGAUAAUAUAUGUGUCUCUUUAGGUUGUUCUUACAACAUGAGAUAUGUCAAAAAAAAAUGAAAAACAAACAACAAGUACAAACACAUUAAGAAUAGUCAAUUUCGAUUGUUCAUGCUCUGUUAGUGGCUGCAUUAAGCUGGCCAGCUAUAUUUCAAGGGGCUGCAGUGGAGAUGUAAUUGCGCUGACGAUGGGUAUCUUUUGUUUGUGGAUUUUUGGUAAUCCAUAUAACUUGGGACAUCGGCUGGACUCUUCUCUAGAAUAGACUUAUAUCCAGAUCUGAAUGCUUAAGUGGCAGAUGUAACUAGGAACGAAUGAUAACAAGUCUAGAUAAUGCUAUCUAUUCAUAUUCAGAAAUGUGACUUUGGGAAUUUUUUCUAAAUUAGUUAAUUUUUAAUAUUUUGUUUGGCCAAGAUUCUUGAAUCUUAUAAGUUUUCCUUGAGUAUAUAUAUAUACGUAUUGCUAAAAUUUGAAUCAAAUUUCGAUAUGAAACUAUAAGGAAAUUUUGCCUUUGGUAAACCUGGAUUCCUAUUUUAUGUUUAAUUUUUGAGGUGAACUAAGCGUGAAAUAAUUUUUGUAUUAAACAAACAGCUUUUUUUGUGAUAUAGUAUUUAGUUAAUUUAUCAAAGUGGACUGUUGAAAUGAAUGUUUUUCAGUGACCGUUUUGUACCUGACAUGAACAAAUAAACAAUAAUUCAAUAUUGUGAAAAAUAAUAA